AUGGCGAACAAGAUUUGUGAGAAGCUGGGUUUCCCGAAUGUCUUGCGAGUUGAAGCUCAGGGACGGAGUGGUGGGAUUUGGCUUUUUUGGAACUCUCAGAAUUUUUGUGUACAGGUUGUGUCGGCAGGGUCGCAACAUCUUUCUGUGAGAGUGUCGAAGGGUAACCAGGCCCCGUGGAUGCUCACAGCAGUGUAUGCGUCUCCGCGCCAGCAGCUUCAACGUCCUCUCUGGAACGCUAUCAUCGAGCAAAGCAAGCAGGUGGAUUGCCCUUGGAUUCUCACCGGCGAUUUCAACUCAAUUCUCCAUCCGGACGAGAAAACAGGGCCUCCCUCACCAGCAACCUUUCGUAGAUGUAAGCGUUUUGGGGAGUUUCUGAAUGAAGCAGAGUUGGUGGAUCUAGGCUUCUCUGGCCCUCGGUUUACGUGGACCAGGGGGAAGGAGAGUGACACCUAUAAAGCCAGCAGAAUCGACAGAAGCAUUUGCAACCUAGAGUGGAAUGAGGGGUUCCCUAAUACGUCGGUGACCCAUUUGGCGCGCCUGAGCUCCGAUCACCACCCGAUUCUUACUACGGUGUCUAAUCAGGGAGGCUCUAACCUUUCCAUGAGACGUUUCAAAUUUGAAGCUGCCUGGUUCACUCAUGAGGAUUUUCUCUCUUUUCUUGCAGAUUCUUGGGAUCCUCUUAAUGCUUUGCCUAUGGCGUUGCAGGAUCUCUCCAAAAAGCUCCAGCUCUGGAAUACAUCGAACUUUGGAAAUGUGCACCAAAGGAAGAAGAGGCUGGUGGCCAGGAUUGAAGGGAUAGAGCGACGACUAGCAAACUCUUUCUCUCCAGGUCUCCUCAAGCUACACACAAAGCUGGAGAAGGAGUUAGAUAAGACAAUGGAGCAGGAGGAGCUUAUCUGGUUCCAGAGGGCGAGGGAGCAUUGGGUGAAGUUCGGAGAACGGAACACAGCUUAUUUCCACCAGCUUGCCAACAUUAGACGGCGGAGGAAUAAGAUUGACUGUCUUAAGAAUAUCAAUGGGGAAUGGGUUAGCGAGAAGGAUGAGCUGUUGCAACUUGUUUAUAACUUUUUCUCUGAGCUUUAUUUGCAGGAUAACUCACCUUAUGUUGACCUUCUCCCCAAAGGAGACUUCCCGCGGCUGAACCAAGAAGACUGGCUCCAUGUUCUCCGACCUUUCAGCAUCCUCGACAUCCACAAAGCGGUCUUUGAGAUGAAACCGCUUCAAGCACCGGGGCCGGAUGGGUUCCAAGCUCUGUUCUACCAGAAAGCCUGGGCGGUGGUGGGGAAAGCUCUCACUGAUAUGGCUCUUUUCUUUUUUGAGCAGGGAACGUUGCCUGAAGCGGUCACGGAGUCCACGGUGGUCCUCAUCCCAAAAGUGGAUAAGCCGGAGUCGGUUACCCAGCUUCGCCCGAUCUCCCUCAACAAUGUCUGCCUCAAAGCAAUCACUAAAGCCCUGACCUGUCGGUUGAAGGAGGUGAUGAGGAAGCUGGUUUCUCCAAGGCAAAGCAGCUUCAUCCCAGGACGCCAAACGACCGACAACAUCCUUAUUGUCCAGGAAGUGCUGCACUCUUUGCGGAAAAAGCGGGGAAAGAAGAGAGGAAUGGUGUUGAAGGUGGAUCUCGAGAAGGCGUAUGACAGGCUUCGUUGGGACUUCUUGAGGGACACCUUGAUUGAAGUUGGGCUUCCGAGUUCGUGGAUCAGGGGGAUCAUGUACUGUGUUGAGCACAACAAGAUGCGAAUCUUGUGGAAUGGGGAGCUCACGCCUAUCAUCACCCCCACUCGGGGCGUCCGCCAGGGAGACCCUCUUUCUCCCUAUCCUUUUGUUCUAUGUAUGGAACGUUUAUCUCAUAGAAUAGAUCAGGCCGUCCGGGAUAAGCAGUGGAAGCCCAUUCGCUUGUCUCCGAGGGGCCCUGCCUUAUCCCACUUAUUUUUUGCGGAUGAUUUAGUGCUUUUUGCAGAGGCAGAAGGGAGCCAGAUAAGAGUCGUGAAGAGUUGCCUGGAUGAGUUUUGUGCCAGUUCAGGGCAGCGGGUGAGCUAUGAUAAGUCUGUCUUGUAUGUCUCGCCAAACAUCAGGCAAGACAGAGCCCGCCGGCUUAGUGACAAGGUUGCCAUCCCGCUGGUUACUAAUCUUGGCCGGUAUUUGGGUAUUAAAGCUAUUCAUGGGCGGGUUACUAAGAGCCGAUACCAGGCCUUGAUUCUGAGGAUCCAAAAGAAGCUAGCUCCCUGGAAAGCAAGGAGGCUCUCCCUCGCCGCGAGGCUAACGGUUACUCGUUCUGUCUCUCCUGCUAUUCCCACUUACUCUAUGCAAUCUGAGCUAAUCCCUAAGAAUGUCUGCAAUGCUAUAGAUAAGAUUAACAGGGAUUUUAUCUGGGGAAAAGAGGAGGACAAGGGGAAGUUGCAUCUGGUGCCUUGGGAGAAGAUGACAGAACCUAGACUCCAAGGGCGUGGAGGCCUUCGGCCCCUCAGACAGGCUAAUCUUGCUCUUCUGGCCAAAGGAGGGUGGCGUAUCCUCAAGGAGAAGGAGGCUCUAUGGACCCAGAUUUUUAGCACUAAAUAUGGGAAGCAGAGAGAGGGCCUCGACAUAUUUCGGCCUAUUCAGGGAAGUUCUUUUGCCUGGAGAAGCUUUACCAAGGCUUCCCACCUUCUCAGAAAAGGGUGUGCGUGGAAUAUUCAGAAUGGUAGAAGCACUGAUUUUUGGUGUGAUGUGUGGGUUUUGCAGGUUCCUUUAAGGGAUGUGGCUAUCCAGCCCAUUCCGGAGGAGAGACUGAGGGACACGGUUGCUAGCUAUCUGGAUGAUAAUGGAGAUUGGGAUGUGGAUCGUUUCUCGCAGUGGCUGCCCUUUGACGUUCAGCAGAAGAUCACGGCAGUAGCAGUGGAUGUUUUCUCUAUGGAGAAUGAUACUCUCUUCUGGGCUCCUUCCCCAAAUGGCCAUUUCACUGCUAAGUCGGCUUUCCAGAUCGCCAUGCCCCAGCAAGGAAAUCAGGACGAGAAAUUGUGGAAGAAGAUCUGGAGUAACCCGGUGCCAGAGAGAGUUAGGUGCUUCAGCUGGCUGGUUGCGCUGAACAGGAUUUCCACUAACAGCAUGCUCUUUUACAGGAAAUGUUCCCCGUCGCCGAUGUGCUUCCGGUGUAACAGCUGCCCGGAAACAACGCUCCAUCUUUUGAGAGACUGUCCUCCGGCUGUUUAUGUUUGGAGCAGGAGCGUUCCCCCCUCCGAGCAGCUUGGCUUCUUUGCUAGCGAUCAGGAAGCUUGGCUGCGAGGGAAUUUACUUAAUGAUGAACCCAUGGCGAAUGGAAUGCCUUGGGGUGCUUUUUUCAGUAUAACCAUAUGGCUUUUGUGGAAAAACAGGUGCACAACGGUGUUCCAAGGUGUGCAGAAGGCUCUGACUGCACCUUCUCUGUUGCACUCUAUUCAGUUGAAGGCGGAUCUGUGGUAUAAGGCGUGGUGCGCUCCUCUGUUGGAAACGAGUAAUCGGGAGCCAAGAAGGAGCCGGGUGACAACUAGCAUCCAGUGGAAUGCUCCACAGCAGGGAUGGGUAAAAUUGAACAUAGAUGGUGCAUCGGCGGGCAAUCCGGGGCCGGCUGGUGCAGGCGGUCUGAUUCGUGAUGCGCAGGGACGAUGGAUAGCAGGUUUUGUGGCAAAGAUUGGGGAAGCAUCUGCGGCUUUGGCAGAGCUUUGGGCCUUCUACCAUGGUCUUACUCUUGCUUUGAAGUUUGGAGUUAACAACCUUGUGAUCGAGACGGAUUCUCAGCUGGCGAUUCUCCUCAUUAGUAAUCGCCAUGAUCCGGUGCAUCCGUAUGCCGCUCUGUUAGCGUCCAUUCGGAGGAGACUUGCUCAGGAUUGGUUGGUUAGCAUAGUUCAUACAUACCGAGAAGGGAAUAGAGCCGCGGACUGGCUCUCGAAGCACAGUCUCGUCUAUCCCUACGGUAUGCAUGAGCUUACUAAUCCUCCUAGGGAGCUAGUCCAGAUUUUGCAGGACGAUAGUAUGGGGGUGUCUUUUGAUCGUCGUGUAGUGGCACCUUCCUCCUCUUAG
Molecule: messenger RNA, 4032 nt
Organism: Linum trigynum
Lineage: Eukaryota; Viridiplantae; Streptophyta; Magnoliopsida; Malpighiales; Linaceae
Source: the annotation of a GenBank genome assembly